CCCCGCUCCAAGUCAACUCUUUCUCUGCACUUUAAUCAGACGUAAAAAAAGAAGAUUCAACAUCGCCGUCAAUCAAAGCACUCGAAACCCUCAACUGCUCCUGCACCUUGGUAAAACCCCGCCAAAAGACGAAACCGACGACAAACGAACAACAAACAAAAAAAAAAGCCAAAAUGGUGUCGGUCAGCAACCCCAACAAGCCCUCCAAGAACCGGCUCGCGGCCCGCGCGGCCAAGGGCAAAAAGGUGCAGCAAAAGUCGUCGGCAGAGGGCAAGCUGUCGCGGGUGGAGAAGGCGGCGACGAAGCGCGGCGCCAGGCCGGGACUCCUGCCGACGUCGGGCCCCGGCGCAAAGCUGAGCUCCAAGAAGGCGCGCAAGCUGGAGAGGAAGAUGGCGCACGCCAUGAAGCGGAAGAUGGAGGCCGAUGGGGAGGUUGAGAUGAAGGAUGUCACGGAGAAGAAGACUACCAAGUCCAAGGACGGCGAGCCGACGACCGAGGAGAUGGAGGUUGACAUCUCAUGAGGCACUGAGCUCUACCUGACGCAUCAACAAUGCGCUCCGAUGGUGUGAGCUUUUCUCGCAACGGCAGAGCCCGAGGCACACCCGAACAACCGAAUCCUUCGCGGUAACAGCAGCAGGUAGUAGGACAUGGGCCUUGCCAUCAUGGGAGCAAAGUCUGCUUCCGGAGUUUGGUGUAGAUUUUUUUGGGCAAGUUCUAUGAGACUUGCAAAGUCCAUAGGAGUCUUGGUGACUAGGGAAGGGGCAUGCCAGAUCUGUUUCUGCAACAACAGCCCAAGUCGGCGGGGGUGGCCAGAAUAACGGCCGAAAACUGCCAAGAGAUAUUAUGCUAUUAUCACCAUGAUCGGCUUUCGAGCACAGA
Molecule: messenger RNA, 879 nt
Organism: Pyricularia oryzae 70-15
Lineage: Eukaryota; Fungi; Ascomycota; Sordariomycetes; Magnaporthales; Pyriculariaceae
Exons: 2
Coding region: 174-521 (115 amino acids)
Source: RefSeq, a predicted model, not a curated record